Messenger RNA from Anneissia japonica, 901 nucleotides. Its product is annotated as leucine-rich PPR motif-containing protein, mitochondrial-like. The transcript has 4 exons. Bases 39 to 419 code for a protein of 126 amino acids. The record is from RefSeq and is a predicted model, not a curated record. Lineage: Eukaryota; Metazoa; Echinodermata; Crinoidea; Comatulida; Comatulidae.
AACAAUUCAUUUUUCUUUUGCUCUAGAAAUAUCCAUCAAUGCUAGAAAAAGAAGAAAGAGUUAUGGCUUAUGUUAUACAGUGUGCUCAUAAUGAUGAUAAUGCUGUUAACAAAAUUGAAGGUUUACUUGAACUGACCAAAAACAGCAGUUUCAAAGAACAGUCUAAGAUAUACUUCUACCUCAUCAAGGCUUUUGAUGAGAAGCAAGAUUGGAAGGGGGCCCUCAACUGUCGUGAAAGAAUGAUAAAUGAAGGAAUAGAAGUAAAUGAUUUUAACUUGAAGAGGAUAGCGCUGUUAAUGAAGCGAAAUGGCCAAGAGCCUCCUUUUACAGAACCUGAAGAAAGUUUAACCUACUACCGUGAAGAAUUAAAAAUGAAAGACAAGGAGAGUCCUUUGGAAAUUUCAGCAGAGCAGUUUUAAGAGCAAAUUGAUAAUUGUUUUAAUAAAUCUAUUGAGUGUUGUGCUUUAUACUUUAUUGUUUGGAAUGAAAUUUAAAUAGGAUGCCAUAGACCACCUGUUACAGUCUUGCAGGCAAGUAAUUCAAAUAUCUGAUGCUGAACACUUGAAAUAUGCAAUAAACCCCCAUUUUUUCUGUGUUGGCCAGGCCAGCAAUCAAUAUGGCUAGGCUAAUAAGUGCUAAUUGCACAGCGGUAAUUAAAUAGUAACAUCUCACGAUUACAUACCCCUCCAUCUGAACAGAAUUUGUAAUUGAAAACAUUUUGUAAUCCAGAGAGUGCAUUUCAGUAAAUACAAAAAAUAUAAAUGUAAACAAUUUACAAAAACAAGUGACUUAAGAGCUCUUAAAACAAAAUUACCCACAAUCUCUCGCUAUAUCGACGAGCAUCGUACCAUUUAGACCUGUAUGAUAUUAAUAUGGAUUUAAGACCACUAGUCUCUCUCUU